Closterium sp. NIES-67 is the source of this 2872-nucleotide messenger RNA. The record is from the annotation of a GenBank genome assembly. Lineage: Eukaryota; Viridiplantae; Streptophyta; Zygnematophyceae; Desmidiales; Closteriaceae.
AACACGAGCUGCCAUAAACGAUAGAAUCCGCCCUCCUACCUCCGCUGCAGGCCGCCAAUGGCGGAUCGGGACUUUCCGCGCGGCCCGAGCGGGACGCUUUCUAACGACGCGCCGCCAUCAAAACGGUGCAUCUUUGACGCGACGACUGAAGUGGAAUCUCCUUCCGCCCACCCUCGCCCGCUUUCAGCGUCAGGUCUCCCCGCUUCGCCCAAUCCCUCCCCUUUUCCCGCGUCGCGCGAUCCUUCCGCUUACCCCGCUGCGCCCAGCCUAUCCGACGGGCUCCGCAGUUCCCCUCCUCCCGCGUGCCUCGCGCCGCGAUUCACGCAGACCAGAUCGCGCGAUGACGUGGCAGCGGAUUGCUCCAUGCCUCAAUCGUUCAAGCAUUCGCUCGACGAUCUCUGCUGCUUAAAUCUCAUCGAUCACGGAAGUUUCCAAAACGGCACAUUUCAAUACGAUCCGUCGUUCGACGCGCCUCGGAACGCCAAGCGAUCGGCCCAGAAUCAAAUCUUUGACGACUUCUCCUGCUUGGGGUUAGGGUUGGAUGACGCGGACGGCCCGUGUCGAUCCGCGCCGCAAAGCCGCACCGUUUCCCCUCCGCCCGCCUUCUUCCCGCCGCCCGCCUUUCCGCCGCCCGCCAUUCCACCGCCGUUGACGGGCGCACAGGUUUCCGCAUUCAGCGCCGCACUUGGCGCCGCCGCUGGCGCCGCCGCAAGUGGCGGUGGGUCGAGAGCCGUCUCUAACGCCAUUGAAUCUUCCGCCGCCUCUGCGCAAGUCCAUCCCCCCCAACUCCCCCGCUCCGCCUCCCCGCCUUCCCCUUCCCCUCCCCAUGACCCCGCACUUCCGCUUCCCGUUCCGCUCCCCGCGUCCACCCGCCCAGCCUCCUCCGCCUACCCGUCCUAUCCGCUCUCGCGCGAGUCGCUUCUGCGGCGGCCGACGCGGAUCAUCCUCGUGCGACACGGGCAGAGCGAGGGGAACGUGGACGAGGGCAUCUACACCCGGAUCGCAGACUCGCGCGUGUCUUUAACUCCGUUGGGGUUCGAGCAGGCCGUGGAAGCGGGGAAGCAGAUUAGGAGACUAAUUGAGCUCGACGGGCAGAAGGGGAGGAAGGGGAGGAAGGAGAAUGCGGGAGGUUCUUCUGGGGAGGGUGAUUCUGGUGGGGGUGAUACUGACGAAGCGGGGGAGGAGGAGGAUGAUUGGGGGGUGUAUUUCUACGUCUCGCCUUACCUGCGAACUCUUCAGACCCUGCGUGGCAUCGGGCGCGCAUUUGACCGGCGGCACAUUCUGGGGGUGAGGGAGGAGCCGAGACUGAGAGAGCAGGACUUUGGAAACUUCCAGGUGCAAGAGCGCAUGCGGCAGAUCAAGGACAUGCGGCAGCGCUUUGGGCGGUUCUUCUAUCGAUUCCCCGAGGGAGAGUCUUCGGCUGAUGUCUAUGACCGUGUGACCGGUUUCCUGGACAGUCUGUGGCGCGACAUAGACUGGUGUCGGCUGCACCCACCUCCUCCUCCUCCUCCCCUCGCCCACCCACCUGCUUCAGCCGCCACUACUGCUGCUGCUCCCACUGUUGCUGAUGCCACUGCUGGCCGUAGUGGUGGUUCUGAUGCUGGCAGCUCUGCUGCUGGUGCUGCUGGGGCUGCUGUUUUGGAAGUUGGUCGAGAGGAGCACCCGCAAGGGAGGGAAGAUGGGGGAGCUACAGCUUCAGCUGCUGAUGUGCGCUGCAAGGGAGGCGAUGCAGCCACAGCGCGUGCAAUCUCAACCACACAUCACGGAUCACCAUCACCUCCGACGCGUCCUCCUCCCCCCGCCGCUCCUCCUCCUCCCCCGCGCCGCAAGGCGCUGAACAUAGUGAUGGUGACGCACGGACUCACCACGCGCGUGUUCCUCAUGCGCUGGUUCCGCUGGACCGUGCAGCAGUUUGAGGGGCUCUUAAACCCGGGCAACUGCGAGAUCAGGGUGAUGGAGAUGGGCGAGGGGGGCAAGUACAGCCUGGCUGUGAGGCACUCCGAGUAUGAGCUGUUCUCGUGGGGGCUCACUCCGGACAUGAUUGCAGACCAGCACGCGCGCAUGACGAGGGUGGUGGGCGACAGGAAGGGCCGCAGCACCUCGGGAUCGCCGGGCUGGCUUUCCUUCUUUGACCACUUGGAUGCGCCCCCGCAUGCUGCAGCGCCAACAACAGCAGCAGCAGGAGCAAAUGCAGCAACCGCAGCAGCAGCAGAAACUGCAGAAACAGCAGCAACAACAGCACAUGCAGCAGCAAGAGCACCACCAGCACCAGCAGCAGCAAGGGCAGCAGAUUCAAUGUCCACAGCUGCUGGUGCUUCUUCCUCCACUGCUUCCCUGGGCUCUAGCCCUGCCGCUGCAAAUUCCGCCCAGGUGGCACGUGCUUCUAACCAACUUAUAUUACCGGAAUGCCUUCCCACUGAAGUCUCCCUUUCUGCGGAUUUGGCUGCUGGUUCGGCUGCUGGUGGUGCUGCUGCUGCUGCUAGCUCUGCUUCUGCUGCUGCUGCUGCGAUCGCUAGCAACUAUGGGGCAUGUGUUGAUGGAGCUGGGGAUGGGACUGGAGAGGCAGAGCAAGCAUUGGAGAGGGAGGGGGGUGCCUUCGCCUUCGUGCUGCCAGGAGGGUCUGCGGUGGCUGAUGAAUGUAUCAGGCUUGCAGAGGAGAGUGAAAAUGAUAGUGCAGGGAGGAUAUUGGGAUGGCGGCAUGAGAAAUCUGUAGCAGAGAGCAAUGAUUCCACGCCAAUAUGACCUUUCAGCCCAGCCCUUAUCAGCAUGGGAUGGGCUGAAAGGGUUUGUGUGAGCAAGCAGAAUUUUUUCACCUUAUUGUCCUCGUGUAUUACCAGUACUUAUGAUUGUCCUAUAAAUUCCCCUCCUUCAA